AAAAUAAAAAACAGAUUAAUCCAACCAAAUUCUACGCUGUCAUCCACUCUCAAUCAAGUCCCUUCAUUUUCAUCAGCUGACAGUUUCGAUUCAAGAGAAAACCAACCUGUUCACUGCCUCGAUUUCGAACGUAUCAACGGUCUCCCCUCUCCGUUCCAGACUCUUUCAUUGUCGAAUCCUCAGUCUAACUCUCUGACCCACCUCCGAUCCUAUUCCAGCGACUCCACGGCAUACCCAGGCACCCCUCCUAUUAGUUAGGUUUUAACCGUGAAGUUCCGGUGAUUAUUUGCUUUUCCUUACCUGAAAAUGUCAUCAUUAAGGAAUGCUAUCAGCAGACGUGCUCACAAGGAACGAGCUCAACUAUCAUCGAGGAGAAAAUUUGGGCUUCUUGAGAAACACAAGGAUUAUGUCAUCCGUGCGAAAGCAUUCCACAAGAAGGAAGAAACGCUACGGAAACUCAAGGAGAAAGCUGCAUUCAGAAACCCAGAUGAAUUUUACUUUCAAAUGAUAAAAACGAGAACUGUGGAUGGAGUUCAUAAACCCGAGAGUCAGGCUAACAAAUACACUCAAGAAGAACUCAUGCUAAUGAAAACUCAAGACAUAGGAUAUAUACUACAGAAAUUGCGAAGUGAAAGGAAGAAAAUUGAGAAGCUAACUGCAGUGUUGCAUUUUGUUGAUAAUCAUCCAUCUAACAGACACAUUUACUAUGCCGAGGAUAGGGAAGAAGCUAGAGAAUUACAGUCACAAGCUUCAGAAAGCAGAGUUACUCCCCCUUCUGGUGAUAUCCCUGAUCUUAUUAAAAGGAAGACAGUUGCUUCUUACAGGGAAUUAGAAGCCAGGAAGAGUAGAGUGAAUCAGCUGGAGAAGCUAUAUAUGGAAAUGUCACUGAAGAAGGAAUUACAGAAAAAGGGUCGGAAGCGAAAACUCUGUGAAGACGAGUUAGUAUGUCCAACCUCCAAGCCAGUGUAUAAAUGGAGAUCAGAAAGAAAGAGGUGACAAAGAUGGUUGUGUUGGUGAAGGAGGCAAUUUGGCUUUAGCAGCUUUCCCCAUGUUUUGAGAGAGAUCUAAGCCAUAAAUAUUGAAAGUUUUGCAUUGUUAUGAUUUUCAGGGCAUGGGACCAAUUAUAUAUGAUAUGAGAAUUAUUAUUACUUAAAUGAGUUAUUUAUUUAUUUAUUAUGUCUGAACUCUAUUCAAUUCAA
Messenger RNA from Gossypium arboreum, 1199 nucleotides. Its product is annotated as probable U3 small nucleolar RNA-associated protein 11. Lineage: Eukaryota; Viridiplantae; Streptophyta; Magnoliopsida; Malvales; Malvaceae. The record is from RefSeq and is a predicted model, not a curated record. Gene Ontology annotation, biological process: rRNA processing. The transcript has 9 exons. The coding region runs from base 307 to 996 and encodes 229 amino acids. Gene Ontology annotation, cellular component: small-subunit processome; nucleolus.